This is a messenger RNA of Sebastes umbrosus (honeycomb rockfish), 3319 nucleotides long. RefSeq names its product transmembrane protein 121. The coding region runs from base 1818 to 2768 and encodes 316 amino acids. The transcript has a single exon. The record is from RefSeq and is a predicted model, not a curated record. NCBI's taxonomy places the organism in Eukaryota, Metazoa, Chordata, Actinopteri, Perciformes, Sebastidae.
CCUCUUCUCUCACCCUCCCCCCCUUUUUUCUCCACUUUGGAUCACUUUUCAUCUCUGCACCUCAAAAUGCACGCCGCCUUAAUGGGAUCCUCAAAGAAGAAGGCAACCAGGGCUCUUUCUGGGAGCCAAAAAAGAAACAGCCCGAGAAAAUAGGAUAUCAGCAUAAGACACAAUGUGAAAAGAAGAGAGGGGGGAAUAAAAACAGGGUGAGGGAGAGAAGUUGUGCAUUCAGCUAAGCUGCAAAAGGCUGGCUCGUCUUCCCUCCCCCCGCCUUUCUCCACCCCCUGGAAAAGUGUUCUGUCUCUCUCUCUACCUCUUUUUCUCUCUCCCUCGCUCUGCAGCUGUGGUCUGCUGAGCGUCACCUCCACACAGCAAGUGCCUUUACUUGAGCAGAAGAGGCACAAGGAAGAGGAGGGUAGCUGCGAGAGAGAGCUCAUCCCCAGGAGUGUGUCUGAACGCACCGGAGGAGCAUCUCCUCCGACUUCGAAGAGAGGGGCUGAGGAGUGGGCAGAGGCAGACGGGCAGAGGCAGGCGCCGUUGGAGUAUCACUGCGCUGGUGGUGUUGGCAGAGCGUGCUGAGUGGAGGCAGGGGAAUCCACUGGCGCUGUUGAUCCUGGUGUCCCUGGCAAAAGCUGCUAGAGCAGGAGACAGAGAACGGCGCAGCAGCCAGGAUCCCGCCAGGGGGGGAGCAUUUUACAGCGACAACGAAGCGUGGAGACAGCUGAAACCUGCACACACACGGGAAAACACACAUGCACACAGCUGAGUGGGGAAGGACAGUCAGACACACAUUUAAAAGAUUCACUCUUCUGAAACGCACAUGCACAGAUACAAAAUGUUACUUCAUGGAUGCUGGAUGAUGGAGAGGAAAACUUCUGGAGAGGAAAUUCUCUUUUAAGCAGGACUUACUGCAUAGAUUUUUUCCCAGUAAGAAUAACUUUCUCUUUUCGGGGAGUUGGAGGUUUAAACCCUCUAUCUAAGCACAACACAAAAUCAACUCUAUUCUUAGUUACAGGAAUUGAGAGCGGUCUUUGUGACCAUUAAGAUGCUUCCUCCUGAUUCAGUCUGAGCAGUAAGUGGAUUAUGACGGCAAUAUUUUGGGAUUUCUCUUUUGCUUAAAAAAAAAAAAAAGGAGAGAAAUAUAUCCAUGACUGGUGGAUUUACGUGUGUCAGAGAAGGAGAAGAUCCCGUGCGUUUUCUCCUCUCUUCUCCUGUGGAUUACAGAUGGGCUUUGUGAUCUCCCAGUGCAGUCUCAUGGAUGAUCGCUCGCUGCCAGUCAUUAGGAUAAAGUACAAAGAGGGACACAAGUGAGUAUUCAGCUGGAUUUUUAUCUCUGAAGGCUUAAGCUUGUGUGGAAACAAGGGUGUUGGAAGUGAAUCUGGAAUGAGAACACAUCGCAGCAGCUUUUUUUUUUUUCUAUUUAAAAAAAAAUUGCAACUCGUUUAUUGAACUACUGUGUUGUGUUUGAUGAAUGAUCACCAGGGUGUUAAAGGGUGACACACACAUCCUGAGAUUCAUUCAUUUAUACGAUAACAAACCUGUAUGUUUACAGACCAUUUGUCAAUGAACAUAAUUUACUAAAUGAGGGGUACUGUCUACCCGGCAGGUGGCUUGGGCACAGGCAGAGAUUGAUUGAAGUGAUCUGUGUGAAUCCUAUUAAUGCAUCCUGGACUCUGGCCAAGGCAGAAGCAAUGGAGGGGAACGCCGCUGUCUAGCAGUACUAUCUGAUCUGCCUCCUCACUGGACAAACUGAGCCCCCUCUGCACUCCCUCUUCAACAACACUCCUCCUCCUCCUCCUCUUCUCGCCCAGGCAAGGAUGGUACCUCCACCUCCCACCAACAAGCCCCACGUGUGCCUGUCCACCAUCAUCAUCAUGAGCAGCAUGGCGCUGAUUGAUGCCUACCUCGUGGAGCAGAACCACGGGCCACGCAAGAUUGGCAUCUGCAUCAUGGUGAUGGUGGGAGACAUCUGCUUCCUGAUCGUCUUGCGUUACGUGGCGGUGUGGGUGGGCGCCGAGGUACGCACGUCCAAGCGAGGCUACGCCAUGAUCCUCUGGUUCCUCUACAUCUUUGUGCUGGAGAUCAAGGUCUACUUUGUGUAUCAAAACUACAAGGCGGACAGGAAGAGCCUGGACGCUCUCGCGAGGAAAGCGUUGACCUUGCUGCUGUCCAUCUGCAUCCCGGUGCUGUUCGUGGUGCUGGUCGCUAUCGACCACAUGGAGUACGUUCGCGCUUUCAAGAAGCGCGAGGAGAUCCGCAAUCGCCUCUUCUGGGUGGUGGUGGACUUGCUGGACAUACUGGACAUCCAAGCCAACCUGUGGGAGCCUCAGAAGAAGGGGCUCCCUUUGUGGGCGGAGGGCCUGAUGUUCUUCUACUGCUACAUCCUGCUGCUCGUGCUGCCCUGCGUGUCCUUGAGCGAGAUCAGCAUGCAGGGCAUCAACAUCGUGCCCCACAAGAUGCUCCUGUACCCCAUCCUCAGCUUGGUGACCAUCAACGUCAUCACGCUCUUCAUCCGCGGGGGGAACAUGAUCCUGUACAGGGACGCCAGGGUAUCCGGGAUCCUGAUAGGAAAGAACAUCCUGGCCAUCAUCCUAAAGACCUGCAGCUUCGUGCAGUACAGGAGACAGUUGCAGCAUGCUUCUCCCGCCUUCGGGGUGGAGCUGCAGAAAAACUCGGUAGCCCACGCUCGCCCUGCACCCACCCCUCCUCAAGUGGUCAUGCAGGACCAGACGGCGCUCCCCGAGGUGACGACGUGCGAACACACAUGACAGUGAAUCCUGGAGAUGUCAAUAUGAAUAUAUAUAUGACCCUCAGGACGCUGGCAGGGCACAACGCUCCACACCCUUUAGGGCAUGUGAACACUCAUGUGAACACACAGGGUGAUGCUUAGUGGCACACAGGACACUGCAGACGCUUAGCGAGGAUAGAGCAGUGCUGUAUCCAAAUCUGUCAUGGUGCAAAAUACAGUCUCACUUGUGACUUUGUUGAAGCAUUUCCUCCAAUGAAUUCAGUCAACUGUGUAUUUUUUCUAAUUGUACAAAAAGAUAAAAAAAAAAGAAAAAGGGCAACUACUGCAAGAUUAGAGGAUAUAUAUUUUUGAAUUGUGUGUGUUGCAUUCUAAUCUUAAACUUAAGGGUCUGUGUGCUGUGGUGUGUAUUUCUGUUGCUCGAAUGUUCUUAGUAGUCGAGGGCUUUAUCACGUCAAAGACGGGAGGAGCAACCAAUGCGAGAAUCAAAGUAAAUAACAGUUAAAGUGUGUUUUUAUAUGUGAUUCUUUGAUAAAGUAUUGUGUACAAGAUAAAGGCAUUCCUGCUCUUUCA